This is a messenger RNA of Aspergillus vadensis CBS 113365, 1327 nucleotides long. RefSeq names its product endo alpha-1,4 polygalactosaminidase. The transcript has a single exon. Bases 485 to 1297 code for a protein of 270 amino acids. The record is from RefSeq and is a predicted model, not a curated record. NCBI's taxonomy places the organism in Eukaryota, Fungi, Ascomycota, Eurotiomycetes, Eurotiales, Aspergillaceae.
CACCCUGCCAAGUUGCAUUCAAUUUUGUCUAAUUUAUCCUGAUAUGAAUUGACAAAGAAACGGGUGAACAACCUGACCUACCAAGCCCUUGCUAUCCCUACAGCAGCUAGCUCUCACAGGCGGCAUGUAGCUUCAAGUGACUCCCCUAGACCCGACACUAUCCGACAUGAUUGACUGGUAUGUCCUCAGACGGGAGAUUCAGGACCAUAAUGGCUGUGACAGUGAUAGUCUAAUCCAUGUUCGUGAAGCUUCUGUUCUUUCACCAUGACAGCAUGCACGUGGCGCCAUGUGGGGAUGCACUCUAUAGCAUCGUGCCGUCUGGUGCGUGAAUACUAUCAUUUCCAGCUUUAUAAAUGGGAGUUGGUGCUUCGAUUAUCUUUCUCCUUCUUCCCCUUCUUCAUGCGCAGUUGUGACUUUCCUGUCUCUAUCGUUGAAUCUGAUCACUGACGCUCCUUUUUCUUAAGAGCUUCCUUCCGAAGUCAGCAUGCUCAUACUUAUUCUCUUCCUCGCCCUAGUGGCCCAAGGUCUUACCAUUCACCGCUCGACCACGGGCAACAUCUGGCAGCCCAAAGUCGGUGCUCCAUGGGACAUUGUGCUCUCUACCAACAUACUUCGUCCUGCUCCUGCCACUGAAAUCUAUGACAUCGACAUGUGGAGCAGCGAGCCCAGCACCAUCGUCAACCUUCAUAAGCAGAACCACAAAGUGAUCUGCUACUUUUCUGCAGGUAGCUACGAGCUACACAAGAAAGACAGUGCCUCGUUUCCAGAAGAAGCUCUGGGCAAUCCCCUUCACGACUGGCCUUCGGAAAGAUGGUUGGAUGUUCGCCAUCCUCAAGUGCGCCGCAUCAUGGCAGCCCGAUUGGAUCGAGCACAGCGGCUGGGCUGUGAUGGUGUUGAUCCAGAUAAUGUCGAUGGAUAUGGGAAUGACAAUGGUUUUGGGUUGACGAAGCAGGAUUCCAUUAACUAUAUCAAUUGGUUGGCUGGAGAGGCGCAUAGCCGGGGUCUGGCUAUGGGACUGAAAAACGCGGGAGACGUUAUUCCUCAGGUUCUUGCAAACGUGCAGUGGAGCGUCAAUGAAGAGUGUGCGGAUAGACACGAGUGUGAUCUGUAUGCCUCUUUUGCAAGGGCCGGGAAGCCUAUCUUUCAUAUCGAAUACCCGAAAGGUAGUGACAGAAAUGACAAUGAAGAUGUCGAUGGGGAGGAGAAGAGACGAUACUGUGAAUUCUCGAAUUCGGGACUAUUCUCAACCGUUCUGAAGAACAUGAUCCUGGAUCGUUGGGUUCAACGGUGUAACUGAUGCUGUUUGCAUCCUCGGAUGUAUCGAAUU